Molecule: messenger RNA, 220 nt
Organism: Adineta ricciae
Lineage: Eukaryota; Metazoa; Rotifera; Eurotatoria; Adinetida; Adinetidae
Source: the annotation of a GenBank genome assembly
CUAAGCCCGAUUUGUAGGACUUAUUAAGAGAAGCUUUAUCGAUGUAGAGCAGACAUUUUUGGAGAAAUAAUCUGUAAUUAAAAUUAAUGUUGUCUGUUAUAUUGCAGGCCUGUUUCGCGCGGGCGUACCAUCGGGCGCAUCGACUGGUAUUCAUGAAGCUCUUGAAUUACGAGAUGGAGAUAAAAGUGUUCAUCAUGGCAAAGGUAAAACAUUCGGCUAG